AUGCCCGACACUCCAGACGGCGCUAGUCGCCCCCAUCGCCAAGCAGUUCCACCCCCGUUGCCCGCUUCACAGCCUCCGCCUCCCCAGCAAGCUCCACCUGGAGUAAGGCGUGGCAUCGGCUCUAGCGCUGCGGCCAACCCAGGCGGAGCUCCCAAUGCGAACUCCGGCGCUGCUUCACAAGCGAAUGGAACUGUCCCGGCCGGCGCCACGGCCGGCAUGAGCGCUACUGGCAUUGGCUCCACUGCCACAGGGGUCGCCAACGGUGGUGGGCCUAGCAGUAGCGGCGCGCCGGCAUCGACAAACCCUGCUAAUCCCGGCGGCGGCCGCCCCUUCGGUCCCAACCCCAACUACACCGACUACCGGAACUUUAUCGACAUGAUACACCAGGACAACGUGAUCCUGCGCGACGUGGUCUCGCAGGCAGAGUCCCAGCAUCUGUCGGAGGCGCUGGCCGGCUUUGAACGGGCCAUUAUAGCGGCCCGCAACAGCGACGUUCACGCGACCUUCGCCUUCAGAUUCCCGCCAUGCUCGCAGGACUUGAGCGUCCUCCACAGUAGCGGCGUUGUCAUCGGUAUCGGCCGCGGUGAUCGAGGUCAUCAACACGGCAGCGCUGUGGAUGCGGCCGGCUGGGGAAGUUUUGGCGGAGGAAUCGGCUUUGAAGAGAGCCAUGCAAGUGGCAUGGGUCAGUUCCGCGGAGUAUCCACGAGCGGUAACGGUCAGAGCGUCGCCGAUGACGGGGCAAGCCGUGACGACGACUCGGAUAUUGACCGAUCUGAAAGCUGCGAGAGUUCGGAGGGAGACGAGAUCGAGAUGAACGACGCAGUCGAAGUCAACCCCGAACGCCUAGCAUAUCGGAACCUUGGAGGUACCGCGUCUCUUGUUCGGCCGGCCGUGGGUCGCUCGGCGGGCAUCGAGCCCGUUCCGGCAACUCCGCAGCCCUGGUCUCCCGCCGCUUCCUUGGAUCAGCGCCCCGGUCCUUCGACCGACGUGGUGCCGAAGCAAGAGCAUGGCACCGGUCGUCGCCCCGCUUUUGACUUCGAAGAUGGUAUGGAUGUCGAGACUCCCGAGGCGCGCGCCGACCGCAAGGGCAAGCGCAAGGCGGUUGAACCUCCUCCGGUGGAGACUCCGGCACAGCGCCGCCGACCUUCACCUCCUGUUGCGCCAAGGGGUGUUGCCGCUCCGACUGCUGCGAGGUAUCGUACGAGUCUGGCCCCGUCUCCGGCGUCGGCACCUGCUGGCUCAUCCUCAGGCACCCCUGCUCGUCGCGAUGCACCUUCGACUCGCACACCAGCUCGCCGCGACGGCCCUGCGGUGCACACCCCCGCUCAUCGCGAUGCCCAUACGACUCGCACACCUGCUCGUCGCGACCGCCCUGUGGCGCACACUCCUGCUCGCAGCGGCGCCCAUACGACGCCUGCGCCCCAUGGCGUCCCCGACCCCGAUCACGGCAACACUAUCGACCGUGCCCUUCGCAAUGCCGAGGCCUUGGCCGAUGAGACCUUCGAUUCCGAUGAUGCGACCUUCGCUGGCCGGACAAUGGUCUGGCAGGGCAGCCCGGCUGGUGUUCUGGCUUCCUCCAAUGCCACACCGAUGAGGAUUAGUAUGUCGCAAACCGUCCCGCUGCCCCGUGCCUUCCACUCCGUCCGACAGCCUCCGCAGUCGAGCCCCCUCGCCCGGCACCGGGUUGUAGCAGCAAGCCACGUCGAGCAUCUCACCCGCCGUUCAACUGCUCCCGCUGAAUCACCGGGUGGGAACGUGUCAUACGCGGAGGGUACGUCGCGUAUGCACCCGGACUACUCCGCAAUGUAUGCUGAAGGGAUCGACGAGGAGCGUAUGGUGAAGGACAGCUUCGUCACCUCUGCUCCUCCCGCUCAGCGCACAACAGGGAUGAGUGUUGAAGAGGAGGAAGAUGAGGCCGACAAGCACGGCGGCGGCCCUUCUGAGGAGAUGGAGGGCAUUGAUGCCUCGGACAGUGACGACAUCUCAGACCUUCACUCCUCGCAGGCUGACGUCUACGAAGAGAGCAUUGACGAUGAGAAGCACCGGGGCUAUGAUGAAGAGCUCGGCGACGAGAGGAAGUCCCUAGCCGACGACGAUGACGACCAGCUUACUCACCGCUCUCAGCUCUUGGAUAAAGGCGCUUUCGGAAGUGACGGCGUCUAUGACGACCCGGGCGAGCUCACUUCCCCCUCCCCCGAAAUCAAGGACAGGUCUCCCAUUUUCGACCCCGUACCUUCACCUCCUGACGAAUUCUCCGACCACUUCGACGACUCCGAUCUGCCUUACCCCCAUUACGACUGGUCGAUGAGCACGCCGCGCCGGGUUCACACCCAACUCUCCGAUAUCCGCGAGGAGUCGAUUUACAGCCCGGCACCCCUGCCGCGGUCGACCACCGUGAAUUCGAAGUCCACGGCUCAGCCUGCCGAGCCAGCUGCUCCAGCCGCACCAACCGCGCCAGUGGCUUCAGACGUGCCACUUCCGCAGAUUGGGCUUCCACCUCGCCCAUUGCCGGUGUUCAUUCGUCCUCCCCAGUUCCUGUAUCCGCCGCAGAGUUCUACCACGCGUACUUCCGCCUCAACCUUCGGCACACAGCGCCGUUCCCCUUCCGUUGAGCUCGUACCCGGACCGUCUCGAGCCGUGGAUCCCAACGAGACUGUCAUUUCGCUCAGCUCGAACGACACGGACCGCGGGCCGCCCCCGGGGCCAGUUCGCUCAUCCACCGAGGAGCGCGAGAACGUGGCCGAUCUGCUGGCCACCGGUCAACUCUCCCCCGACUCGCUGAGGGCGAAGCAGGCUGAAGAAGCUGCGGCUGAUGCAGCCGUUGUUGCAGGAAGAUCGAGUGGACCAGCACCAGCUGAGGGGGAGAUCGACGAGACCCAUGCCCACGAAGUGCAGCCCACACUGGAGCCGCCCGUGGAGGAGUCGAUGCCUCCUGAGUCAAGCACUGGCAAGACCCCCAAGCCAAGGCGCACUGGCAAGUCUCGCUCGUCCUCUCGUGAGCCGAGCGCCGAUCCCGAUGGGUUCCGCCCCACCCGCAGAAGCGGAAGGGCAACCAAGCCCGUCAGGUACAACGAGUGA
Molecule: messenger RNA, 3078 nt
Organism: Trichosporon asahii var. asahii CBS 2479
Lineage: Eukaryota; Fungi; Basidiomycota; Tremellomycetes; Trichosporonales; Trichosporonaceae
Exons: 3
Coding region: 1-3078 (1025 amino acids)
Source: RefSeq, a predicted model, not a curated record